This is a messenger RNA of Phacochoerus africanus (Common warthog), 1867 nucleotides long. It is a transcript of the gene SAMD3, whose product is annotated as sterile alpha motif domain containing 3. Lineage: Eukaryota; Metazoa; Chordata; Mammalia; Artiodactyla; Suidae. The record is from RefSeq and is a predicted model, not a curated record. The coding region runs from base 115 to 1671 and encodes 518 amino acids. The transcript is spliced from 11 exons. Gene Ontology annotation, molecular function: protein binding.
GGGUGUUAAUGGUACAGGAUUGGGUACCAUUGUGUGUCUCUGGCUGUCUGUUAGUAAAGCUGAGGGAUGCCUGUGGAAAAAAAGUAGGAGAAGGUGUAUUUGCAGGAUACAGCAAUGGAAACUUGGUCAGUUGAUCAGGUCUGCAGUUGGUUGGUGGAGAAAAACUUAGGAGAGCUAGUUCAUAGGUUUCAAGAGGAAGAAGUGAGUGGGGCUGCUCUUCUAGCACUUAAUGAUCGGAUGGUGCAGCAACUGGUAAAGAAAAUUGGGCACCAGGCUGUUCUAAUGGAUUUAAUCAAAAAAUAUAAGCAGAAGAGUCAAGAACUGAAGCCCCCUGAAAGCCCAAGAGAAAGAGCCCGGUUCACGCAAGAAGAAGCGGCCCCAGAGGACAAAGAGUCCUCCAGUCCAGCCCAUCAUGGAGAGCAGAUGCCAUCUUUCUACCCAGCUGAAAACCUUGAUAAUAGACUAAUUGACCAAAGAGUCCUGAAACAGAGAAGGAAUGUGAAACACAUUGUAGCAAGGAACAAAGCCUUACAAUGGACUAAGUCCUAUGUUUUACCAGAGUUCCCUUAUGAUGUCAAAUGCCUGUUGGCAGAACAGAAGUGUCCCGAUCACAGCAUGAGGAUAAGAAUCAUUGAGUUUCUCCAGGCUGACAUGACUAAGUACCUGGAAGGCUCACUGUAUCCUACCACCCAGCAGUAUAAUGACGUGGUCAACGCCCUGCUACAAGCCCACCCUUUCCUGGACGAGGACGGCUGUGGCUUUUUUUUAUGGAAACGAGCCCUCAAAGAUCGCUUUAAAUAUGUUCGAAGACCCAUAGAAGAUGAUGAACAAGUGAUGAGAAAUAAGUGUAAAUUUGGACACCGAAGAGGCCAAACAAGGAAAUCUCUUGCUGAUAUAAGAUUUGAUGACAUUAAAACUGUCCAGAUAAAAGAGGAAGCUGUCUGUUUAGAUUCUAAGGUAGAUGAACAUAUUAACUGGUUACAGCAAGAGUAUGAGAAAACAGAAAAGGACGGGAGAGAAAUUGAUAAGAGGAUGAGCCAGACUUUUGAAAUAAGAAGAAAGUUGAUCGGCAGCCGAACACCCCUGAAGGACGUUCUUAAAAUGUUUCCUUUCCUGAAGUGCCCUCAUCAGCUGUUCAGAGAAUUCCACCUUCUUACAGGAACUGAUAUUUACAAGAAAACGAGACACAUUUUGGAAUUCUAUUCAGAAAACAUACUGGCUUCUUUUUCUUUGGUGGAUAAUCCAAUCAAUGUUGCAUUGCAAGAAAAAAUGAAACAGCAUACAGAUGAAGAUGUGCUGAAAUAUAUGAAGAUGACAGCCACAUGUUUACUCCUACCAGAUGUUUUUGGGGAGGAUCCCAGCCUUUUCGUCAUUGUGAAUGACAAGGUGCAAGUGUCCACUCCUGUGCUAGAAGUUAAGAACCCUUUCAACAUGGAUGUCUGCGAAUUUUCUUUGUAUUUAGAAAAAGAGAGACUCACCAAGGUGGACGACUGUGUGACAGCUUUGGCUGCUCUCAUAGCUGCCUUCCAUGUAUUUGGGAUCAAGUGUCCAAAACAACUGUCCCAAACCCUCAACUUCCUAGAGACACUGAUUUUUGAUAUGCACAGUCCAUAUUUUUCUUCUAUGCAAGAAAAGGAAAAAGAAGUAGGAUUUCAACACCCACUCACUUAAUAGCAUGCCAGAUAUUUUAUCGGAAUUGAUCUCUGGGACAGCUGAAACAAUAAAAAUUCGUUUUGAUGUAGUAGAGCUAGGUAUUAGAAAACCAUCUUGUCUCUAAGAUUCAAAGGAAUAUCGAUGCCUUCCAUCCUGACACUUCGAUACUUAAAAUCUUUCUUGAAAUGCUGUAAUAAAAUACUACUGAAUUAAA